CGAGUAGGGACUGAAGCAGACCAGGAGGAUGAUGCAGUCCAGCCGUCUAAGGCAGACCAACAAGAAUACAGAAAGACAGAGAAAAGAGAACAUCGGAAAUGGAGGGUCUCGCUCUCAAAAGGAAGAGAAAUCUCCAGUUCCUUACCCGAAGGAAAAGAAAAAGAAGAAAAGAAUGACUACUAGUAAGAUCCUUAUCAACAUCUGCAUCGGGUUGUGCAUUUUCAGCCUGGUCUGGAUAUUUUAUGCCCUGUACAUUCAGUUGGCAUUUGUCCGAAGACCAGUGACGCUUCACCUUUCACCUCAAGUCCUAGAUGCCAACAGCACCAGCGCCGCCGUGUCUCCAGAGAGGUUCUGGGGCUCGUAUCGGCCGCAGGUGUAUUUUGGCAUGAAAACAAGAAGUCCCAGGUCUGUCGUUACAGGAUUAAUGUGGAUGAGGCAAUUCUCGGACAAUGUGAACCUGAGGCAUACAUGCGAGCAGGGGGAUGGAUUGAGUUCCUACGGUUGGCUGAUGCACGAUGGGGUCAAUUUUGGCAUGCAGCAGAUCCGUGAGACAGAUUUCACCCUGACGACAUCCUUCGUGAAAAGGAUGGGAGGGAAACAUGGUGGCGACUGGACCUGGAGAAUCACGAGCAGGCAGCAUAGCACUGCUGAUCAUCCCCCGGUCAUCUCGUUGAUGUUCUACGUGGCUACAGAUACCCAGGGUUCCCUGCAUCCUCACAUAGAGAAAACCACACGCCUGAGCCAUGUUACAGGCACUUCAAAGGAACUGGGAAAAUUCAAAAUCACUUUCGUCAAACCAACCAGUGGAGAUACAGCUACCAAUAAAUAUGCCAGCUAUAAUUACUUGCAGACGCGGAGCCCUGGUCUGGACCAAUUAACAGAGAUAGUGAAGAGCAGCCUGAGUGACAAAUUUGUUUUUAGUCCAUCCACUGCUGAGAGGAAGCCGUACAUUGCUGUGGAUACCUACACACCUCCUCCACAGCAACAAAAUGAUAAUCGCAUUCAGAGUGACUUUGUGGUGCAUCAGGUUACUGUCCAAGUCCCCUUCCAGAUCGAGGUUUUGUUUGAAUCUGGAAGUUUUCAUGACCGACCCAACCAUCUAAAAGGCUCGGUGCUGUCUGAAGAGAUUACGAGACUAAAGUUGUCUUAUAAUGAGAAGUUUGAGGAGACAUUUGGACUUCAGGCCAAAGGGUUUACUCCAGCCCAGGUGAGGUUUGCCAAGGCUGCUUUAAGCAAUAUGCUUGGUGGCAUGGGCUAUUUUUUUGGACAGUCGGUGGUGCAGUCAAUGCAUAAUGAGCACGCUGAGCUUUACCCUGAAGGUGCCUUGUUCACCGCAGUACCCUCACGCUCCUUCUCUCCGUGGGGUUUUCUGUGGGAUGAGGGCUUCCACCAGCUUCUGAUCAGUAAGUGGGAUCCUCAAGUGACACGUGAGGCUGUUGCUCACUGGUUGGAUUUGAUCAAUGUGGAUGGGUGGAUCCCACAUGAGCAGAUCCUGGGUGAUGAGGCGCUCAGCAAGGUUCCUGCAGAGUUUGUGGUGCAGCGCACUGAAAAUGCAAAUCCACCUACAUUCUUCCUAGUUCUGGAGGAGUUUCUGGAGCAGCUUGAGGCACGUCCGGGUGCACCACAUUUUCGUGAAACUCUAACUUUUCUCCAAAGGCUGUAUCCCCGACUGCAGGCAUGGUUUGAGUGGUAUAACACCACUCAAACUGGACCCUUGCCCAACUCUUAUCGUUGGCGUGGCAGGGACAAGGACACCAACCAGUUUCUCAACCCUAAGACCUCGACUUCUGGGCUGGAUGACUACCCACGCGCAUCACAUCCUUCAGAAGACGAAAGACAUGUGGACUUGCACUGUUGGAUGGUACUUGCAUCACGGACCAUGAUGAGCAUAUCACGAUUGCUUGGCGAACCCCAUCAAGAAUACGAGCGCACCUACCUGGCCCUCAGCGACAACAACCUUCUGAGUGAGUUGCACUGGUCUGAGCAGCAUUAUGCCUUCUGCGACUAUGGUAACCACACUCGAGCUGUGUCACUGCAGCAAGAGCAGGUUGAUGUGCCACCUGAAGGGAUGAAGCAGGAGGAGCCAGUAAUGGGUCUAGUGCGGUCAGUUCGCAAACCCCCUAAGCUUCAGUAUGUGGAUGCACUUGGAUAUGUUAGUUUAUUUCCAUUCUUGCUUCAAAUCUUAAACCCUGGCUGUCAAAAAUUAAAGUACAUUUUGCAUGACAUUCGGGAUCCUGAUCACUUGUGGACACCGUACGGUUUGCGUUCACUUUCCCGUUCAGAUCCAAUGUAUAUGAAGCGUAAUACAGAACAUGGUGCCCCCUACUGGCGUGGUGCUAUAUGGAUCAAUAUCAACUACCUGGCACUAAAGGCCCUACACCAUUACAGCAGUAUAGAAGGACCAUACAAAGAGAAGGCUGCUAGUCUUUAUCAAGAGCUCAGAACUAAUGUCAUCAAUAACAUGUUCAAACAGUAUCAAGAAACUGGAUAUAUCUGGCAACAUUACAGUGACAGCACAGGUCAAGGACAAGGUAGCCACCCUUUCACUGGCUGGUCUUCCCUGAUUGUUCUCAUCAUGGCUGAAGAGUACUGAUACCCCUUUUGCAUAUUCUGUAUUCAUAUGGUAAUAUCAAAAGGUGCUGAUAUUUAUGUUUUUUAGGAGCCUACAAUUUCAACAAAACUGGAUUAAUGUGACAAUUUGUGCUCAGGUGUGAAUUUAUACUUGAUGUAAGAUAAGAUAAAAAAAAGGAUUCUCUUUUGGAAUUCUGGUGCACUCUGAAGA
Messenger RNA from Clarias gariepinus (North African catfish), 2782 nucleotides. RefSeq names its product mannosyl-oligosaccharide glucosidase-like. Gene Ontology annotation, molecular function: Glc3Man9GlcNAc2 oligosaccharide glucosidase activity. The record is from RefSeq and is a predicted model, not a curated record. The coding region runs from base 29 to 2593 and encodes 854 amino acids. Gene Ontology annotation, biological process: oligosaccharide metabolic process; protein N-linked glycosylation. The transcript is spliced from 5 exons. NCBI's taxonomy places the organism in Eukaryota, Metazoa, Chordata, Actinopteri, Siluriformes, Clariidae. Gene Ontology annotation, cellular component: endoplasmic reticulum membrane.